This is a messenger RNA of Cadophora gregata, 1217 nucleotides long. RefSeq lists its product as uncharacterized. The transcript is spliced from 4 exons. The record is from RefSeq and is a predicted model, not a curated record. Lineage: Eukaryota; Fungi; Ascomycota; Leotiomycetes; Helotiales; Ploettnerulaceae. The coding region runs from base 233 to 826 and encodes 197 amino acids.
CGAAAUUAAAGUAAUAAGUACGAGGGCCUGAACGUUGGGACGAUCGAGGAGGAUUCUCUUUUCUUUCUCUCACGUUCCCCCAAGCUUUCUCUCUUCAGUUCCUCUACCUGUCUUUGGUGUCAGUCACGCUCGUUCAGCAUAUCCUAUCAAUCAACCCGUCCUGUCGCUUUUGUAUAGCAGAUAUUAUUUACUUCUUACCUAUAGAGAUACUUUACUCUUUAAAUUAGUCAAUAUGAAGACUUCCACUAUUCUCCUUGCUCUGAUGAGCAUUGCGUCCGCUGAGCUCGUCGUCCGUCAAGAUGCAAACUCUACGACGACUCCUGCCGCGACAAUUACCAGCGUCGAUACCUCCCCACAAGCCACUUGUCUUGCAGCAUGUAAUCCCACCGAUGUCAAUUGCCGCGCAGGAUGCGUCGGCGGAGCCCACCCCAACUCAGCCCAAGUCAACCAAACCUACGAGUGCAUCACCAGCUGUCCCAAAGGCGACGGCAGCAAGUCCCAAACAGACCAGUACAACACCUGCGUUGCGAACUGCAUCACCUCCCAUUAUCUCGGCAGCACUGUUGGGCCCGUCCCCGUUGGAACCGGCUCGGCCAGCGUGAGUGCGCAGACUACUGGUACUGGGGCAAGCGGUAGCCAGACAACUGGUGGUGCGGGAGCUCAAAGUACUUCUGGUGCUCAGCCAACUGGAUCGCAAACUUCUGGAUCGGAUGCUUCUGCUUCUGGUUCUGCGGCGCCAACAACCACGUCGAAUUCUGCUAAUGGACCUAUCCUUGUCUCUGCUGGAGGUCUCGCUGGUCUGUUCCUGGCAUUCUUCGCCUUGUAAAUUUGGGAAAGGGGCAAAGGGAAAAGGGGAAGGUGGGGGUGUUGCGCAUGGGGUACCGAAAAUAUUAAGGCGAUAAUAUCGUUCUACUUGGAGUGUUAAGGGGAUUUGGCAGAGUUAAUGUUCUAUGAUGACGAUAUAAUGCGGUUGGAGACCUGGGGGGGUUUUCAGAAUUACAUAAUUCCUUCUCCAUUUUUGUUUGCUUUGUGCUAAGCGAGCCAACCCGUAUUCUGAUUGAUAUGCGCGAACUUCAUUAACAUGUCGUCGAUGUUUUUCCAUCGUGGGGAUCGUAUCAAAGUGCUCGUUCAAUCAUUGCAACCGUUUGGGUUUGUGUUCUCGCAUUCUACCCACUACGUUUCAUUCGACACCCAAGAUCACAUUAGAAGACCCCGAG